UCCGAACCUGUGAUUUCUUUGCUCUGCUCUUCAGCACUCAUACAAUUCCUGUCCCCUCCUGGAAGUGGGGUGACUGCAUGAGGACGAUGGAGCAGGGCAGCAGCCACUUGGAGGACUUCCCUCUCAACGUGUUUUCAGUCACUCCUUACACACCCAGCACCGCUGACAUCCAGGUGUCUGAUGAUGACAAGGCAGGUGCCACCUUGCUUUUCUCAGGCAUCUUCCUGGGACUCGUGGGGAUCACGUUCACCGUCAUGGGCUGGAUCAAAUACCAAGGUGUCUCCCACUUUGAAUGGACCCAGCUUCUUGGGCCCAUCCUGCUGUCAGUUGGGGUGACAUUCAUCCUGAUUGCCGUGUGCAAGUUCAAAAUGCUCUCCUGCCAGCUGUGCAAAGAAGGUGAGGAAAGGGUCCUGGACUCCGAGCAGACAGCAGGUGGACAAUCGUUUGUUUUCACUGGUAUCAACCAACCCAUCACCUUCCACGGCGCCACAGUGGUGCAGUACAUCCCUCCUCCAUACGGCUCUCAAGAGCCUACUGGCAUGAGCACUGCCUACCUGCAGCCAGUGGUGAGCCCUUGUGGUCUCAUGCCACCCAGAGGGGUGGUGACCGCAGCACCGAGCCCUCCUCAGUACUACACCAUCUACCCUCCCGAGAACGCUGCAUUUGUUAAUGAUCAAGACUACCCUUCCUUUGUGGAUGGUGGAAAUGACAGGUCCAGCCCUGAUGCUGAUGGGCCAGAAGAGACACGGUCAGGAAAUGAGGACUCUGCUUGCUUCUCUCCUCCCCCCUAUGAGGAAAUAUACUCCCUCCCUCACUAGAGACUAUGAAGCCAAGGAAAUAGAGUCAAAGUCACUGUUGCUGAAGAAUGAACUGUUCUGUGCUGUGACCUUCAGAAGUUAGACAGCAGAGCAGCCCAGGCAGCCUGACAGAUACCAUUCAAGGUGGGGGAAGGGGGAAGUGGGAGGUAAAAUGUCUCAGAUUGGUACAAAUUAGGCUGGGGUGGGGAAAUUCCCUUCUGGCACAACUACACAUCCCCUGCAUACAGUUCAGGAGCAGGGAUUUCUGUUUUUCCACCACCCACCCCUUUCCUAUGGGAAGGCCUGGGUGUCUCAAUUGUAACUCAAUUGUAACUCUAGAGAAUUGUAAGUUCUCUGGAUAGGAAAAAUUACUGCUGCUAUGACUUUGAGAGUUUCUGCAGUAGUGAGCAUGGGGGGUGGGAAGGAAGAAGGGAAGAGAAGAGAGGCUCACCUGGAGAUUUCCCAGAGCCUGUUCUCAGUGCUAGAGGGAUCUGCAUAUCCCAAGCAAUUUGACUGCCAUGCAGUUUCCCUUGAGCGAUCAGUAUCUUAAAGGCUGCAGAGAAGUAAACAAACUGGAAUAAGAUAAAAUAAAGGAUGCCUCCUGCUAGAAUAGUAUUAGAGAGCUGGCUAAACCAUACAAAAUCAAUAAUGGUAAGACCAUGGUGUCAAUAAAUCCUUAAGUUAUCAGUGGACCACAGCAACUCCUGGUUGCUGAUGUUCACAGCAGCAAGCACGAAGCUUGGUAUGCCCACCCCAGGGUACAGUCUAUAAUGGGCAUGAACUACCUGGGCCCAGUGGCCAACAGAAUAUGGAGGCUUCUCUAAGCACAUGUCAGUAAGUUCUGUUGAAUUAGACAAAAUGGAGCUGCUGUGUCAACACCUGGAAAAUUCUUGCCAAUACAUGCUUGCCUUCUUUAUACUUCUUUAUGAGGGAAUUAGGUGCCCUUAAUAUCUCUGAAUCUGGACUAUGUCAUAAACAACCAGAACAGACUCACAGACUUCAGAAGAAACAGUUAAAACCAUCGAGCUUUAAAAGAAAAUAUUUUCCUUAAGCUAUAAAGGUAAAGCCACUCAAGGUGAGGGAGCUCACCCCAAAAGAAGACAGGAUUUAGUAAUUCUAUAAAUUUUUGGUACCUUGUUUAUAUAUGAAGUGAUUUUUACUAAUUUUUAUCAGAAAUACCUAGUUUUCCAAGGAUAUGAUUAAAAUAAGCUUGGUAUUUU
Molecule: messenger RNA, 2017 nt
Organism: Manis javanica (Malayan pangolin)
Lineage: Eukaryota; Metazoa; Chordata; Mammalia; Pholidota; Manidae
Gene: TMEM174
Product: transmembrane protein 174
Source: RefSeq, a predicted model, not a curated record